ACUUGUUCGACUGCCUCUUGCUGGAGAUUAGAAAGAAUGCAAGUUUAAGACCCUUCCACAUUGGCUUCAUUUCACAUACCUGGAACUCUGUCCAUUAAUUAUAUACUGUCAAUGGUUUAAACUGAGAUAAUCUGUCAAAGUUACUAACAGUAAUCAAUCCGAAACAUGAAAUAACAUCAGCUUGAAACAAGUAACAACAGGAGGUUUGAUAAUGAGGUCAGCCUGUUGCUGUGGGUGAUUCCUGACUUGAAAAGGUUAAAAGGAACCAGAAGCAGAGUUUGAGCUCAGCUCUUCAUGGAAGCCACAAAAUGUUUUCAGUGAGUGUAGUAAUAGAAAUAUACUAGAUGUCUUUAUGUCUUGGUAUCUCUGGAACAUUUAUAGUCUCCACUAAAGUUUAAAAGCGAGUAAUGUAGCUUUGAUCAAAAGUGUUUGUAUUGUCUGUACAAGAGGUUUAAUUAUCCUGUAAAUCAUGAUUAACUCUACACCUGUUUCAUAUUUCACUCUUGCUGCUUACUUUGACACCGGCGUUUUAAAAUACUUAUAUUUCCUGAUUAUAAUGUCUUUAUAUGUUUUUAUAGUUUGUGGAAAUUCUUUGCUCAUUGUGAUUAUCUGUAUGAACAGAAGCUUACAUGAACCUAUGUACAUAUUUCUGUGCAGCCUGUUUGUAAAUGAACUGUAUGGUAGUACAGGGUUGUUUCCAAUGCUUCUGGUUCAGAUUCUCUCUGACAUUCACACUGUUUCUGCUUCAUUUUGUUACCUGCAGAUUUUUUGUGUGUACACAUAUGCAAGUAUACAAUUUAGUAAUUUAGCUGUCAUGUCUUAUGACAGAUAUCUCGCUAUCUGUUGUCCUCUACAAUAUAACACACUUAUGACAUCUAACAACAUUGCCAUUCUUAUCACUCUAACAUGGUUAUACCCAUUUCUUGCUAUUUUUAUUUUAAUAUCUUUGAGUGUUCCUCUACAACUGUGUGGGAACAUCAUUAACAAAGUGUACUGUGACAACUACUCCAUUGUCAAACUGGCCUGCUCCAACACAACAGUCAAUAAUAUCUAUGGAAUAGUUUACACUUUUACAACAGUUAUUCUUGUACUUUUAAUAUUUUACACUUACAUGAAGAUCCUUAAAGUUUGUUUUUCUGGUUCCAAACAGACCAGACAAAAAGCUGUCAGCACCUGCACACCUCACCUUGCUUCUCUGCUCAACUUUUCCUGUGGCUGUUUCUUUGAAAUAGUGCAGAACAGAUUUGAUAUGAAACGUGUACCAAAUAUGUUGCGCAUUUUUUUAUCAUUAUACUGGCUUACAUGUCAGCCAGUCUUCAAUCCUGUAGUCUAUGGACUGAAUAUAACCAAAAUACGCAUUACAUGUAAAAGUGUGGUGUUCGGUAAAAUGUAACUUCUUACAAUCUGUCUGAACCUCUUUUAACAUUUAUUUAAAUGUAUAAUAUACAACAUGGAAUCAUUAAACAGAAUAUAAACUCUA
Messenger RNA from Dicentrarchus labrax (European seabass), 1480 nucleotides. RefSeq names its product olfactory receptor 52D1-like. Lineage: Eukaryota; Metazoa; Chordata; Actinopteri; Moronidae. Gene Ontology annotation, cellular component: membrane. Gene Ontology annotation, molecular function: olfactory receptor activity; G protein-coupled receptor activity. The record is from RefSeq and is a predicted model, not a curated record. The transcript has 2 exons. The coding region runs from base 470 to 1393 and encodes 307 amino acids. Gene Ontology annotation, biological process: G protein-coupled receptor signaling pathway.